AUGUCUUCGCACGGAACUACCGAAAACCCUACUCCUGGAACCUCGUCCACGUCCGAGAGACGUAUUCCCCAGAAUCUGGCCCAAGAGAUUCAAGACCAGGAAAUGAAGGAGGAAUCCGAUAGCGAUGACGACAAUGAAGAACUUAAGCGGCAACUUGAGCGGAACAACAACGAGCUCAGGGAAAUGAAAAACCUGUUCAACCAGAACGUCAAAGCCCUCAAGGAGCUACAGGAACAAGCCCGCCGCACCAAAGAACUAGAGAAGGAAGUCACAACCCUUCGAGCUGCCGCGAACGUCAUAUCAGCUCCUGUCGAAGGAAGAGAACGCCUUAAGCUCAACACCCCUACCACCUUCGACGGAACCCCUGGACAGCUCAAAGGAUACUUGGUACAGAUACGGACCUACCAAGCCUUCCACAUCAACACGUUCCAGAACGAUACCGAACGUGUCGUCCACGCCGCCACCUUCUUGAGAGGGAAGGCCCUCGCUUGGUUCGAACCCCUCCAACAAGAAUGGCUGGACACCCCUAUCGAGAGAUACAGUCAAGAAGUGAAGGACAUCUUUUUCAGCUUCAGUGGAUAUGUUAAAGCCCUUCAAUCUCUCUUCUUAGACCCCGAUGAGAAAAGACAAGCAGAAAGAGAACUGGCGAGCCUACGACAAAACAAAUCAGCUACAAUGUACGCCGCAGAAUUUCGACGACUCGCAGCUAGACUCGACAUGACCGACGAAAGCAAAGUCUUCGCUUUCUACCAGGGUCUCAAGGACGACGUCAAGGACGAAAUGGCCAAAGUGGACACGCCACCUAGCUUCCUUGAUUAUGUCGAAUACGCCAUUAAGAUUGACAACCGACUGUUUAAACGACGCAAGGAAAAAGGAGAAAAACGUCAAACAGCCAACUCAGGAAAGAAAUACCAAUGGCAACCCCAACACAAGUUCAACAAAAACCAGAACAACAGGAACAACAAUCAGCAGAGCACCGCACAUGGACAACACAGCGGACCCAUGGACCUGAGCGUCGCGCAAAAAGACAAACCCAGACGCAGAGAAUUCAAAUGCUACAACUGCGACAAGCCAGGACACAUGGCCAGACACUGCACACAGCCUAAGAAACUUACGGCAACCCCUAAGCAAGCCAACGCUGCAACCAAAAUCCCUAGCCACGAAGAAAAGGGAUGGACAGCCUGCUAUGACAAUGAUUGCACCACGCACAGGCAUGCAAAAGAGAAUAGUGGAUGGUACCCUCAAAACCCAGCAGGACGAUCGGGAUACGACACCACCAACAUACCCAAGGCCAUUGCUGAACAAGCGAAGAAGGCCGCGGAACUCAACAACGCCUUCCAAGAUGGUAGCAUUGUGUACCAACCGGGACUCUUAUGGGACAUCCCACGCCUCGCCAACUAUCGACAGACGAAUGAAGUAAACACCCCGGAAAGUCUCUCAGAAGAAGAAGCCAGGAAACUCGAAGAAGAAAACGAGACAGCCAUCAAACGGAUACAAGACGCCAUCAACUACACGAUGCAAAUUCGAAACAACAGCGAAGUUGGAGACACCCUCCAACACAUGCGGAAAACCCGAGACCGCCGCAUCGCACUACGCGGAAACACCCGAGGACAGUAUCAACUCAAGUACAAAGCAACCCAAUUUGUCUACCGACCCCAAAACGAUGGAAAGACGGAACGAACCCUCGCGGUAGCCAGCAAAUACGCCCGCAAAGCCACCGAGCAAUUGGAUGAAAUGCUGAGACAACAACAAUUCAGGGACGCUAGCACCCAGACCCGAGUAUACCAAGCAAAGGACAACCUAAGCUAA
Messenger RNA from Colletotrichum truncatum, 1809 nucleotides. Its product is annotated as reverse transcriptase domain protein. The record is from RefSeq and is a predicted model, not a curated record. Gene Ontology annotation, molecular function: zinc ion binding; nucleic acid binding. NCBI's taxonomy places the organism in Eukaryota, Fungi, Ascomycota, Sordariomycetes, Glomerellales, Glomerellaceae.